AUGGCAAACAUCAAUGCCAAUCUCAAUGCCAGACGGUGGGCUACAAUCGUAACCUAUCAUGAGUGUCACCACAACCACUCUAGGCGAAGAGGCCGCUACUUCAUGGACGGGUGCACAGCGUUUAGGAAGGCUGGGGAGGACAUGACUCCAGAGGCACUCAUUUGCGCCGCUUGUGGUUGCCAUCGCAACUACCAUAGGAGAGAGGAGCUCUCUGUCGCGAUGGAUCCCGCGACCCACCACCUCAUCCACCAAAUGGCAAUUGCCCCUUCUCCACAGGCACAUGUCCCGGUCCUUGGGAUUCAGUUUGUACCCGUCCCUCAUGUGGUCCCCGCCCCUCCACCUCCACCACCGGAAGAAAAUCUCGGUGAUGGUGAGGUGGAAGAGGAUUCAGAGGCAGCGGAAUCGAGAAGGAGGGCUCGGGCUCGAUCGGAGGCGAUUAGAGCCGGGGCGCAGGGGUGGCAUCAAAAUGCAUGA
Messenger RNA from Rhododendron vialii, 474 nucleotides. Its product is annotated as zinc-finger homeodomain protein 2-like. The record is from RefSeq and is a predicted model, not a curated record. Gene Ontology annotation, cellular component: nucleus. Gene Ontology annotation, molecular function: transcription cis-regulatory region binding; DNA-binding transcription factor activity. The transcript has a single exon. The coding region runs from base 1 to 474 and encodes 157 amino acids. NCBI's taxonomy places the organism in Eukaryota, Viridiplantae, Streptophyta, Magnoliopsida, Ericales, Ericaceae. Gene Ontology annotation, biological process: regulation of DNA-templated transcription; regulation of developmental process.